AUGCCGCGCCUGCCGGUUGUCUGCCUACUUCCCCGCCGCCGUGUGACCCUGCUGGUGCUGCAGCCUGGCCAGCGCCUGGUCCACUUGACGCUUCCGCGCCAGCGCCCCGCGUCGACCAUCGCGGUGGCUAUUGCCCUCGCGGUGUUUUUCACCGCCUUCUUAACCCCCGGUGGGUAUGUGCUUAGCAAUCUGAACCAGUACCGAAGACAGUAG
Messenger RNA from Lipotes vexillifer (Yangtze River dolphin), 213 nucleotides. RefSeq names its product cytochrome c oxidase subunit 8C (gene COX8C). Gene Ontology annotation, cellular component: mitochondrion; respiratory chain complex IV. Lineage: Eukaryota; Metazoa; Chordata; Mammalia; Artiodactyla; Lipotidae. The transcript has 2 exons. The record is from RefSeq and is a predicted model, not a curated record. Bases 1 to 213 code for a protein of 70 amino acids. Gene Ontology annotation, biological process: mitochondrial electron transport, cytochrome c to oxygen.